This is a messenger RNA of Lottia gigantea (owl limpet), 927 nucleotides long. RefSeq lists its product as hypothetical. The coding region runs from base 1 to 927 and encodes 308 amino acids. Lineage: Eukaryota; Metazoa; Mollusca; Gastropoda; Lottiidae. The transcript is spliced from 4 exons. The record is from RefSeq and is a predicted model, not a curated record.
AUGUCAAUGAUAAUUGCUCAAACUCCUAAAACUUAUUUCGGUUCUGACAUUCAAAAAUCAUUAGGCUCUCUUCCUGGCUUUCCAUGGGCAAAAUAUCCCGGAGAAAAACAUCUUUACAUAAUUACACUGGUCCAGGUACAAGACAUAAGUUUAAUAGAUGCCAAUAUUUCAUAUCACGAAGAAUAUUUAAACCAUCGCAGGCCGUGGGUGAUACUAAGGGGCAAGAUUUUUACCAAACUCUGUGACAAAUAUCCGAGAUGCGAGUUCAAAAUAAAAGACGGAACUCCCAAUGAGAAUCGUGUACCACAAACCAACACAACAUUAGAAAACAAUUACUUCCCAUCUUUAUUUACUGAAAUGGUUUUGGAAGAUGGUUCAAAUCCCAUAGAAACCAUUAAACACCCUGGGGAAUUUGACACAAUGUUUAAAAAAACAGUUCUAUAUCCCAAAAACAACGAUUCAGUCUCAGGCUGUAUACCCGAUGUUGGUGAUGGAAGAGUUUUAAAAGAACCGAACUUACCAGAUUCUCAAACGAAUAACAAUAAUAUCUUUAGAGUAGCAAUGAACCAAUCUCAAGAUCCUAUAAUCCGUAAAGUUCAAGUAAGAUUAAAGAACGAUAAUUAUCCUAACCAACCUCUAACAAUUAAUCCAUCCACGAAGGAUUAUAAUGAAUUGUAUAGAAACUAUAAAAUUAUGUGUGAAUUAUUUGGAAAUUCACCUCAGUUUGAAUAUGUAGAUUUUGCAAUUAAUCACCCAAUCUUCUGUUUUGAUCUAUCGGCUCAUCAAGAAGAACUUUUCAAAACAGGGGUGAAUAUAAAUAUUCAUAUUGAAAAAACACAAGGAGAUGUAACCGGUUAUUGUUUAUUAUUGAAAGAAGCAAAACAUUUAAUUAAAAUAUCCGACAGACGGAUGAUUCGUAUAGAAUAA